CCAAUAAGAGAAGCAUUCUGAUAGGUACUAUGUCCGGAAACGUCCCAUGUGGAACAAACACAUAGAUCAGGAGGAUACCGGGAGUUAUUCGUUCCGCUGCUAUAGAAUUUGAAUAUUCUCAAUGGCUCUGCUUCUGGUUCUUCCGCAAUGAUUCCGAUAUCGCUGGUUGUGGUGGUUCUCGGGGGAUGGUGCGCAAUUUACUUGGCUGACACCUUUCUGACGUCAUCUCAGUCACUGAAGAACUCCUAUGAAGAAUGGCUGGCGUCUCACGGGCUCAGUAUUUUGCCAUUUCAUAUACGCUGGCAAACCACACUUUUUAAUCGCCUCUUCUAUAAGUGGGGCCGUUGGAAGCCUAAUUUCCUCUAUAUAUGGUUUACAUUAGGUAUGGUGUUUGGAAUCAUCGCAAUGUUUGGUUCCAUGUUUCUUCUGGGUAAAACACUCGUGCAGACUCUGAAUCAGAUGAUGGCUGAGAGCCCAGCCACCCAGAAUGAUCGCAUGCUGCAAGUUGUGGUGCCUGGUGUAAAUCUGCCCAUCAGCCAGCUGUCAUAUUUCUUCUCUGCGAUCUUCAUCAGUGGAGUUCUACAUGAAAUGGGACAUGGAGUAGCAGCCGUAAGAGAAACCGUGCGUUUUAAUGGCUUUGGCAUGUUUAUCUUCAUCGUGUACCCUGGAGCAUUUGUUGAUCUUUUCACGACUCACCUACAACUGGUUUCCCCUGUGCAACAGUUGCGGAUAUUUUGUGCAGGAGUCUGGCACAACUUCGUUCUUGGCAUUUUAGGAAUCUUAAUUCUGUUACCUCUCCCUGCUCUUCUGUUUCCAUUCUACUACACAGGAGUUGGUGCUCUUGUCACGGAAGUUGUAGAGGACUCUCCUGCAAGUGGACCAAGAGGACUCUUUGUUGAAGACCUGAUCACCCAAGUGCAAGACUGCCAGGUGACUGGUGUGGAUGACUGGCAUGCAUGUCUUACAGAGAUCUCACAGAUGCCACAGAUCGGUUAUUGUAUAAACACAGUCACCCUUCAGCAACUUCACUUUCCCAGCAGAGUGUACAAGCGACUGGAUGGUUCCAUUGAAUGCUGCAGUAACAAUAGCCUUUCUGACAUAUGUUUCUCAUAUAACAGUAACAGCAAUCAACAGCAGUUUGCUUGCCUACCAGCAAGAAAGUCUAUACACAGCAGCCAAGAAUGUCGAUCAAAUAUAGAUUGUCAGAAGACCGAUGCUGCCAGUGUCUGUGCUGUACCUUCCAUUGAGAACCAAACUCGCUUGAUCCGAGUGAAACAUUCCCCUCAAUUAGAUAUGUUAUUCAUUGGAUACCCUGUGCACUUACAGUAUGCAGUGAGCCUGAGCAGCUUCAUUCCACGGCACAACAUUUUUGGCAUAAGUCUUCCUGUGGUUAUUGAGACUUUUUGCAAAUAUCUCAUCUCUCUGUCCGGUGCUCUGGCUGUGAUCAACGCUGUCCCUUGUUUUGCACUUGAUGGACAAUGGAUUUUAAACGCUUUCAUUGAAGCCACCCUGAGUUCCGUAAUAGCCGAAAAACAAAACCGAGAGCUUUUGGCCUUUUUUAUCCUCUUAGCAGGCAGUGCACUUCUAACUGCCAAUGUAGUACUGGGACUCUGGAUGGUUACAGCACGGUAGCUUUUUUUUGUUGUUGUUGUUGUUCCGCAGUCCUGAAACAGCAGAAAAUGUAAUUCAGUUAUUUGUUUUGUACUUUGUUUAUUGAAAAUUCUGAUGCACCAAUUACAGUGUAAUUCAACAGUGGCUGAAGUAAAGAAGCAGUAAUUUAUAACAAUGAGACUUCCCUAACUGGAAUUCUGUUGCACUCUGUCCUUCUGUUGGAAACGCUAAAUGGGGGUUUAUAAUGUCAUAAAGGUAUAUUGAAAGAACAGAAAGCAAAUUAUAUCAUGCGCUUCCACUGUCUUGCAAGGAACCAUUCUCUAACUGCAAAAGUAUUUUUCUUUUAUACUAUUAUAUAUAUGGAUCUUCCUAAAUUCUAACGUAAACUGUCAAAAACAUGAUCUUCCCCAAUAAAGGCACAAGUCCUGCUGUGGAAGCAGUA
This is a messenger RNA of Xenopus laevis (African clawed frog), 2053 nucleotides long. It is a transcript of the gene mbtps2.L, whose product is annotated as membrane bound transcription factor peptidase, site 2 L homeolog. Gene Ontology annotation, cellular component: cytoplasm; endomembrane system; membrane. Lineage: Eukaryota; Metazoa; Chordata; Amphibia; Anura; Pipidae. The record is from RefSeq and is a predicted model, not a curated record. The transcript is spliced from 11 exons. Gene Ontology annotation, molecular function: metalloendopeptidase activity. Bases 148 to 1632 code for a protein of 494 amino acids. Gene Ontology annotation, biological process: proteolysis; membrane protein intracellular domain proteolysis; regulation of response to endoplasmic reticulum stress.